AUGGACGUAGAGGACUGGAGAAACGGGGAAGCGCCCAUUUCCCCUUUGAUUUCCCCUUACCCCUCCCCUUUCCGCUUUUCUCCUCCCCUUUCCGCUUUUUCCCUACUCAUUCCGCUUUUCUCCUCCCCUUUCCGCUUUCCCCUUUCCCUUUCCGCCUUUUCCGUACCCUUCCGCUUUUCCCUUCCCCUUUCCGCCUUUCCCUCCCCUUUCCGCUUUUCCCUUCCCCUUUCCGCCUUUUCCCUCCCCUUUCCGCGCUCCCCUCAUCUGCCUGGACUUGACUUGAGGGAGGAGGAAAGAGGAGGGGUGAAGGGGUGUGGCACUGCAUGCACACCGCGUCGCAUCACCUUUGUUCUGCUGCUCUGGGUUGUGGUCCCGCCGCAUCCGGUUUGA
Messenger RNA from Closterium sp. Naga37s-1, 390 nucleotides. The record is from the annotation of a GenBank genome assembly. NCBI's taxonomy places the organism in Eukaryota, Viridiplantae, Streptophyta, Zygnematophyceae, Desmidiales, Closteriaceae.